GGGCCAACCUGCUGUCGUGAAUUGCAGGUGCUGUUCCGGAAGCUGUACGGCCCCAUGUGGAAAUCCACCUUUGGGAAGUACAAGAACGUGAACAUCGGGAGCCCGGAGAUCCUGGAGCAGCUGCUGAGGCAGGAGGGGAAAUACCCCAUGAGGAGCGACAUGGCCCUGUGGAAGGAGCAUCGGGAUAUCCGGCAGCUGCCCUACGGCCCGUUCACCGAGGAAGGGGAACGCUGGUACCGUCUGCGCCAGGUCCUCAACCAGCGGAUGCUGAAGCCGUCGGAGGCCAUGCUGUACGCGGGGGCCAUCAACGAGGUGGUGUCAGACCUGAUGGUCCGGCUGCAGGCAGAGAGGGCGGGGAGCCCCUUGGGGGUCCUGGUGGGGGACGUGGCCAACCUGCUCUACAGAUUCGCCCUGGAAGGCAUCUCCUACAUCCUCUUCGAGACCCGCAUCGGGUGCCUGGAGCGGGAGAUCCCCGCGGAGACGCGGCGCUUCAUCGACGCCAUCGGCCUCAUGCUGAAGAACUCCAUCUUCGCCACCGUCGUGCCCCAGUGGAGCCGGGAGCUGCUGCCCUUCUGGAACCGCUACCUGGAGAGCUGGGACACCAUCUUCGCCUUCGGCAAGAAGCUGAUUGACAGGAAGACGGAGGAGCUGGAGGGGCGUCUGGAACGAGGCGAGCAGGUGUCGGGCUACCUGAGUUACCUGCUGGCCAGCGGCAGGCUGACGCCGGAGGAGGUGUACGGCAGCGUGGCCGAGCUGCUGCUGGCCGGCGUGGACACGACGUCCAACACCUUGUCCUGGGCCCUCUACCACCUGGCCAGGGCCCCAGAGACCCAGAUCUCCUUGUACCAGGAGGUGAACAGUGUCGUGCCCAGAGAGCGGAUCCCUGGUGCCGAGGAUCUCGCCAAGAUGCCGCUGCUCCGGGCCAUUAUCAAGGAAACGCUCAGGCUGUACCCCGUGGUCCCCACCAACGCCAGGGUCAUGGUGGAGAAGGACGUCGUCAUUGGAGGCUAUCGCUUCCCGAAGAACAUCGCCCGGACGUUCGAGCUGCGGCCGGACCCCCAGGGCACGGAGGUGAAGUCUGUCUCCCGCAUUGUCCUGGUGCCCAACAAGCCCAUCAACCUGCAGUUCAUUGCCCGGCCGCCGGCCCCCUGAACGCGCCCACCCUGCAUUGCUCCUCCCACGCCCUGGCCAGGGCACCGUGCGAGUCCGCCCCUCACCUGGGCCUGCCGGGCAGGACGGGUCUGCCCUGGGCCCGGCUCUCUCCCCGUCAGGCCCUGGUGACGGCAGCUGCCCACGGGUCAGGCUGGAGGUGGGAUCUCGGCUGGCGGGGGCGGGGCAGCCGUGGGAUCUCAAUGUAGCUGGAAUCAGUGGGUGUUCCUGGGCCUGUCGCUCUCCAACGUUACGGGGGGUUGAACAGCGUCUGGGGAUCUCACACCACCCCGAAGAGCAGCUUGCCCCCCUCUCCCUCGCCCUGAUCUCCCCCUGCCCCGGGGCUGCCCGUUCCUGGCUGGGGGAGUGCAGGGCUGGGCGGAGGGAGGGGUUGUGGGUUUUGCCCCCAGGGAGAAGCCCCAAUGUGCCCCCGCUGCUCUAGCGCCACCUAGGCCCUCCCCGCUGUCAUAAACAUACAGCUCCGGGGAGCAUCAAAUCCCUCCUUUACCUGUAAAGGGUUAAGAAGCUCAGAUAAUCUGGUUGGCACCUGACCAAAAGGACAAUAAGGGGAGACGAUCCUUUCAAAUCUCGGGGGGAGGUUUUUGUUUGUACCUCUUUGUGUUUCUCUCCCGGCCAGACGGACCAGGGCAGGAAAAAAACCUCUCUUAAACCCCUACCUGAAAUAAGCAUCUAAGAUUACAAACAGUGUAAGUAAGGCAAGGAAAUGCGUUCGAUUAUCUUUUGUUUUAGCUUGUGAAUUUUCCCUAGGCUAAGAGGGAGAUUUAUUCCUGUUUUUUGUAACUUUACAAUUUUGCCUAGAGGGGAAUCCUCUGUGCUUUAAAUCUUAUUACCCUGUAAAAUUAUCUUCCAUCCUAA
Molecule: messenger RNA, 2025 nt
Organism: Chrysemys picta bellii (western painted turtle)
Lineage: Eukaryota; Metazoa; Chordata; Testudines; Emydidae
Source: RefSeq, a predicted model, not a curated record